Lolium rigidum is the source of this 3205-nucleotide messenger RNA. RefSeq names its product 1,4-alpha-glucan-branching enzyme 3, chloroplastic/amyloplastic-like. Gene Ontology annotation, cellular component: cytoplasm. The record is from RefSeq and is a predicted model, not a curated record. Gene Ontology annotation, biological process: glycogen biosynthetic process. Gene Ontology annotation, molecular function: hydrolase activity, hydrolyzing O-glycosyl compounds; 1,4-alpha-glucan branching enzyme activity; cation binding. Lineage: Eukaryota; Viridiplantae; Streptophyta; Magnoliopsida; Poales; Poaceae.
GAUCUGAAAGAGGGGUCCUCUGGGUUUGAGCUAAUGGGAAUGCACCGCCAUCGGCAGCAUCGUGUGGAUUUCAUGGAGUGGGCACCAGGUGCUCGGUAUUGUGCUCUGGUUGGUGAUUUUAAUCACUGGUCGGCAACUGAAAACGGUGCACGAGAAGGUCAUUUGGGACAUGAUGAUUUCGGGUAUUGGUCUGUCACACUUGAGGAUAAGCUCAGAGAAGGGCAAGAACCAGAUGAAUACUUUUUCCAGGAGUACAAUUAUGUGGAUGACUAUGAUAAAGGUGACAAGGGUGUUGAUGUUGAAGAUUUAAUCCGCAGAAUGAAUGAAGAGUAUUGGGAACCUGGAGAAAUUAAGUCACGCAGGUCUCAGUUGGAAAGAGUCGCGAAGUUAUACGAGGAGAUGUUUGGCCCCAAUAGUCCGCAGACAGAAGAGGAGCUGGGUGAAAUACCUGAUGCUCAAACCAGAUAUAACAACUGGAAAGCCACACAGAAGGAUGGGCCGUCCAGUUCGGCUCCUUCCUACGAUAUCAUUGAUACUGGGCAGGAGUUUGACAUUUUUAAUGUGGUAACUGACCGAGCAUCAUUUGAAAAGUUUCAAACAAAGGCACCUCCCCUUGCUUACUGGGUUGAAAUGAGGAAAGGAAGAAAAGCCUGGAUAGAGAAAUAUGUUCCAGCGAUUUCUCAUAAAGACAAGUACAGGGUUUAUUUUAAUACUCCUGAUGGUGCUUUAGAACGUGUGCCUGCUUGGGCAACUUAUGUUCUUCCAGAUGCGGAAGGGAUGCAAUCCUAUGCAGUACAUUGGGAGCCUCCUCCAGAAGAAAUUUACAAAUGGAGAUAUGGACGACCAAGAGUCAAAGGCUCACUUAGGAUUUAUGAAUGUCAUGUUGGAAUAAGUGGAUCCGAGCAGAAAAUAUCAUCGUUUCAGGAGUUCACAUCCGACGUCCUACCUCACAUAAAAGAUGCUGGAUAUAAUGCUGUUCAAAUAAUUGGAGUCGUGGAGCACAAGGAUUACUCCUCCGUUGGUUAUAAGGUCACAAACUAUUUUGCAGUCAGUAGCAGAUUUGGCACCCCGGAUGAUUUCAAAAAACUAGUGGACGAGGCACAUGGCCUUGGGUUACUGGUUCUUCUUGAUAUUGUCCACUCCUAUGCAUCGGCUGAAGAAAUGGUGGGCUUAUCUCUUUUUGAUGGCUCUAACGAUUGUUACUUCCACAGCGGGAAAAGAGGGCAACACAAGUACUGGGGCACCAGAAUGUUCAAAUAUGAUGAUGUUGAUGUUCUGCACUUCUUGUUGUCUAAUUUAAAUUGGUGGGUCACUGAAUACUGGAUUGAUGGAUUCCAGUUUCACUCACUCUCUUCUAUGUUAUAUACUCACAAUGGUUUUUCUACAUUUACUGGUGCCAUAGAAGAGUACUGUAAUCAAUAUGUUGACAAGGAUGCACUGAUAUAUCUAAUCCUAGCAAAUGAGAUGUUACAUGAACUCCAUCCAGAUAUUAUAACAAUAGCAGAGGAUGCAACAUAUUAUCCUGGGUUAUGUGAACCAACCACCCAAGGUGGUUUAGGAUUCGACUACUGGGCCAAUCUUUCUAUUCCAGAAAUGUGGUUGUGGCAUCUUGAAAAUGUUCCUGAGCGAGAAUGGAGCAUGAAUAAGAUUAUGAAAGUAUUGAUAAGCAGCAACCAUAAUAUGCUAUCUUAUGUUGAAAAUCAUAACCAGUCAAUAUCAGGGCGGAAGUCUUUUGCUGAGAUAAUUCUUAAUACAGGAAUGUGCUCUAGUGGUUCAGUAGAUGAUGAUUUGAUCUUCCGAGCUUCCUCAUUGCUCAAGAUAAUCAAAUUAAUUACGUUUACAACAAGUGGAGGUGCAUAUCUGAAUUUCAUGGGUAAUGAAUUUGCUCAUCCAAAGAGAGUUGAGUUUCCUAUGUCAAGCAAUGACUAUUCGUUCCAAUUAGCUUGUCGGAAGUGGGAACUACUGGACAAGGGUGUCCACAAACAUGUUUUCAGUUUUGACAAGGAUAUAAUGAGCUUGGAUGAAAAUGAAAGGAUAACAAAGAGAGGUUCACUCAAUGUUCAUCAGUGCGAUGAUACAAGCAUGGUGAUAUCUUUCACGAGGGGGCCUUUCCUUUUUGUAUUUAAUUUCAAUCCAGAAGUCUCCUAUGAACUACAUCGUGUUGGUGUAGAUGAAGCUGGGGAAUAUCAACUUAUCUUAAACACGGAUGAAACUAAAUAUGGUGGCCGUGGGGAGCUCAAUAGUAGUCAGUAUAUGAAGAAGACCAGUGACAAAAGAGUUGAUGGCUGUCGUAACUCCUUGGAAUUGGCAUUAUCAUCUAGAAGUGCUCAGGUAUACAAGUUGGUCCGAAUCUUAAGAAUUUAGGCUCGAACAAUAAUUACUGUGACAGACCAAGUAAUCCAUAUCCUCCGAAGAUGGGCUAUCAUCGCAAAUGUUUAUAGCAAGUUGGAAACACUGGUGACGAAAACGAGACUGGAGCACCAUACAAGUCGAUCUCCCCAGCACAGGGCAAGUUUGAUGAAAAAGCUUUGCCUGUACUGUGAACUCUGUCAGGGAGCAAGUUCUCACAAAUAAAGCAUGACACCUGAGCUACUGUACACAGCGACAUAUCCUGAUGCCUUGUCUAGAUUAUGAAAUCGUCUCCCUCCAGAUAUACAGGGGAACUCUCAUAGAUACAGCAUGGGUGUGCGGUCGCCCAAUUGAUGACGUACGGUUCAGAUCGAGAAUAGUGGAGCAAUGUAUUGGAUGUUUCCUUGUUAUGACAGUGGGUUAAUCUUAGCUACAAGGUCCACACCCCGUCGAUCAGCAAAUUGGGCAGAUCUGCAGCAACUGUUGUUGACUUAGCUAAUAAUUAACUAGUUAGAAUAAUCCUUGUGCAAGACAAGAUGAUUGCUGUUAUGAUGUGAAGAUCAAGUACGCAAUAAUAGGUUCGACAUCUGCAGAAGAGACAAAAGCGGCAACAGCCUCUUAGAUCAGACAAGUGUGAACUGACAGUGUAUUGUUCUUUUUUUUAACAGGGAUACUGUCAGUGUAUUGUAGCCACUGCCAAUUGCCAUUAGAUUUGGCACUUAGAGGUAUCAUAUGUUGCAGGCUCAAGUGUGUUUUUGCAGUGAAGUAGUCUAAUGUGUAGUGCCUUGGGAUUUACAGUAGCACGACAUGCCUUUCUUCGUCUUCAAAAAGCUUGGUCGCAAGCAGGUUUAAUUGA